Molecule: messenger RNA, 345 nt
Organism: Phycomyces blakesleeanus NRRL 1555(-)
Lineage: Eukaryota; Fungi; Mucoromycota; Mucoromycetes; Mucorales; Phycomycetaceae
Exons: 7
Coding region: 1-345 (114 amino acids)
Source: RefSeq, a predicted model, not a curated record
AUGUCUAACAUGUCCUUCUUAACUGCCUCAAAAAUAAUGAUAAAAAGACAUAUACCUUGGGAGGGUUUACAAAAUGUCACUGAUCUUUAUCUCGGUCCUCUUUUUUUGAUUAUACACCGACUCUUAUUCUCUACAGACAGACAAAUUAUAUUUUAUAGACAAUGUCAUUGUAUUUUGUGUUUGUCAACUCUUCUGUUUUCUGAACUGUCUGACAUCCAUCUGUUCUCGUGUUUAACUUUAUUUAAACAAACAGGCCAAGAAGGCGUGCCGCAGCAAGCAAUGGAAUACAGUAGGGGUCGAUUGCACCAGGGGUGGACCAAUGGAUGUUCGAAAGGAAUAACAUAG